This is a messenger RNA of Sesamum indicum (sesame), 1370 nucleotides long. Its product is annotated as short-chain dehydrogenase TIC 32, chloroplastic. Lineage: Eukaryota; Viridiplantae; Streptophyta; Magnoliopsida; Lamiales; Pedaliaceae. The record is from RefSeq and is a predicted model, not a curated record.
GCCCUAAUUGAUGAUGAAUGGUUUGACAGUUGUGGUCAAGUGAUUUUUCCUUUUCGAAGAAUAAUAAAAUUGGGAACAUAAAGUGAAAUCAAUUUAAAAAUUGUGUACUUCCACCUACUUUUUUGUAUUUUGGGAAGCGCCCUCGCGAUCAAGCAUCGACAAAGCAUAGAGUUGCGUACAGUUUCGAGCUGAUAAUCGCGAGAGGAAGGAUGUGGAUUUUCGGAAGAAAAGGGGAAUCGGGAUUUUCAGCAUGCUCCACAGCCGAGGAAGUUUCCCGAGGAAUUGAUGGCUCCGGCCUUACUGCUAUUGUCACAGGAGCAUCAAGUGGCAUCGGAACAGAGACCACACGAGUCCUUGCGAUGUGUGGUGUUCAUGUAAUUAUGGCGGUGCGGAAUGUCGACAGUGGUAGAAAAGUUAAAGAAACAAUAGUCAAAGAGAUCCCUGAUACUAAAAUUGAUGUUAUGGAACUCGAUCUUGGCUCUUUUGCAUCUAUACGGAAAUUUGCAUCGGAAUAUAACUCCUUGGGUCUUCCCUUAAACAUCCUCAUUAAUAACGCAGGGGUUAUGGCUCCUCCUUUCAUGCUGUCACAAGAAAACAUAGAGUUGCAGUUUGCGACUAACCAUCUUGGUCAUUUUCUUUUGACAAAUCUUCUGUUAGAUAACAUGAAAAAGACGGCGCGUGAGAGCCAGAAAGAAGGCAGAAUUGUCAAUCUUUCAUCGGAGGGACACCGGUAUACGUAUCUUGAAGGCAUCCGUUUUGAUAAAAUCAACGAUAGUUCAAGUUAUUAUAGUAUAUUCGCUUAUGGGCAGUCAAAGCUAGCUAAUGUAUUGCACGCUAAUGAACUUGCAAGGCGCUUGAAGGAGGAAGGAGUUGCAAUAACCGCUAACUCACUGCAUCCUGGUGCAAUUGCCACCAACCUUCUGCGUCAUCAUGGUUUCAUUGAAGGUGCAGUUAACUGGGUUGGUAAAUAUUUCAUCAAAAAUAUCCCUCAGGGAGCGGCAACAACAUGCUAUGUAGCAUUGCAUCCACAGGUUAAGGGCGUAAGUGGUGAGUAUUUUGCUGACAGCAAUAUCGGUAAAGCAAGUGCACUGGCCAAAGAUGCAGAAUUAGCAAAGAAGCUGUGGGAUUUCAGCUUGAAGCUGACAGAAUCCAAGUAAUUCAUCUCACCAACUUGAUAUAUAUUUGGAAUAUUGUUACUGCAUUCUGUUGUUGUGCUAUCUGGUCGCUUCGUCUUGUAUAAGUUGAUUGAUAUCCUCUUAUUACUUGGGUUCAUGUUGUAGAAUAUAUGUGAGCUUGAAACAUUAUCAAGACUUGAAUUCAUGUGCUGUGUUUCUUAUUUAUGAGGAUUUAUAUAUGAUUUUUUUUGGUCA